UUGGCCUCUAGGAGGCAGGAACAGCAGGCCUGGCCAGCCCAAAGGACUCUCUGUCCAGGAUGUAAAUGAGCACACUGCUGGCCCAUGCCCCUCGGGGCUGUAGAGAGCAGCCUCAGAGGCACUGGGCACUCCUGGGACCAUGGAUGAUGCCACUGUCCUCAAGCGACGAGGCUACCUCCUGGGGAUAAAUUUGGGAGAGGGCUCCUAUGCAAAAGUAAAAUCUGCUUACUCUGAGCGCCUGAAGUUCAAUGUGGCGAUCAAGAUCAUCGACCGCAAGAAAGCCCCCACAGACUUCUUAGAGAAAUUCCUUCCCCGGGAAAUUGAGAUUCUGGCCAUGUUAAACCACUGCUCCAUCAUCAAGACCUACGAGAUCUUCGAGACAUCACAUGGCAAGGUCUACAUCGUCAUGGAGCUUGCGGUCCAGGGCGACCUCCUUGAGUUAAUCAAAACCCGGGGAGCCCUGCAUGAAGACGAAGCUCGCAAGAAGUUCCACCAGCUUUCCUUGGCCAUCAAGUACUGUCACGACCUGGAUGUCGUCCACCGGGACCUCAAGUGUGACAACCUUCUCCUCGACAAGGACUUCAACAUCAAGCUGUCUGACUUCAGCUUCUCCAAGCGCUGCCUGCGGGAUGACAGUGGUCGAAUGGCAUUAAGCAAGACCUUCUGCGGGUCACCAGCGUAUGCGGCCCCAGAAGUGCUGCAGGGCAUUCCCUACCAGCCCAAGGUGUAUGACAUCUGGAGCCUAGGCGUGAUCCUCUAUAUCAUGGUCUGCGGCUCCAUGCCCUACGACGAUUCCAACAUCAAGAAGAUGCUGCGUAUCCAGAAGGAGCACCGCCUCAACUUUCCACGAUCCAAGCACCUGACAGGCGAGUGCAAGGACCUCAUCUACCGCAUGCUGCAGCCCGACGUCAACAGGCGGCUCCAUAUCGACGAGAUCCUCAGCCACUGCUGGAUGCAGCCCAAGGCAUGGGGAUCUCCCUCUGUGGCCAUCAGCAAGGAAGGGGAGAGUUCCCGGGGAAUUGAACCCUUGUGGACCCCCGAACCUGUCUCUGACAAGAAGUCUGCCACCAAGCUGGAGCCUGAGGGAGAGGCACAGCCUGAGACAAAACCCGAGGGGGCAGAAAUGCAAAUGUCCAGGCAGUCGGAGAUCCUGGGUAUCCCCAGCGAGCCGUCGACCAGGGAGACAGAGGAAGGGCCCCCCCAACAGCCUCCAGAGACACUACUCUGA
Rhinopithecus roxellana (golden snub-nosed monkey) is the source of this 1228-nucleotide messenger RNA. RefSeq names its product testis specific serine kinase 1B (gene TSSK1B). Gene Ontology annotation, biological process: microtubule cytoskeleton organization; intracellular signal transduction; protein phosphorylation. Bases 140 to 1228 code for a protein of 362 amino acids. The record is from RefSeq and is a predicted model, not a curated record. Lineage: Eukaryota; Metazoa; Chordata; Mammalia; Primates; Cercopithecidae. The transcript has a single exon. Gene Ontology annotation, molecular function: ATP binding; tau-protein kinase activity; protein serine/threonine kinase activity. Gene Ontology annotation, cellular component: cytoplasm.